Trichomonas vaginalis G3 is the source of this 1704-nucleotide messenger RNA. RefSeq names its product bud site selection protein 7-related family. The transcript has a single exon. Gene Ontology annotation, cellular component: exomer complex. NCBI's taxonomy places the organism in Eukaryota, Parabasalia, Trichomonadida, Trichomonadidae. The coding region runs from base 1 to 1704 and encodes 567 amino acids. Gene Ontology annotation, biological process: Golgi to plasma membrane transport. The record is from RefSeq and is a predicted model, not a curated record. Gene Ontology annotation, molecular function: protein binding.
AUGACAAAUAGGUUCAUAGAAUCUCUGAACCUAGAAGGGGUCAUCGAGAGUAUUAACUCAGAUUUAUAUUCCCUGCGACGUCAGAUGACAAAAGGGAAUGUGCAUGGCCUCGGACCACCUGAUUUAAUUAUUUUAACUAAAAAAACAGAUAAUCCUGAUUGUCCGAUCGUGAAAUCUUAUCAUUAUGUGUCAGGAUUAACAAUAUCAAGUCCAUCGUCUUUUGCAGCAUAUUUUGCUUCUCUUACAAAUUUAAUUCCAAAAUCUAUAUUAGGAUCCCCUAAAUAUAGUUUGAUAGAAGGCAUCUGUUAUACUUGGGAUGCAUUUUCUAACGUAGAUAUUCAAAUUACAGUUAAAAAUCCAGGUUCAUGCAAUAUUACUGCUUUAUCUGAUAAACAGAUUUACAAUAUAAGCGAAUUAACAUGGAGAGAACUUACCAUAUGUACAACUCUUAGAUUUUGGCGUGCAUCCGAGCCUCUUUUUGCGAUGUUAUUCGGUUACACUCCAAUCUCUGUUCCAGCUUGUCACUUACUUACACCGGAACAUCUCUCAUGUGAUGACAUUCGCUUUGUCGUUACUGCUCUUCCUCCUUCAAACGAACUUGACGUGGCAAUUGCAAAUGCUCUCAUUGCCUCCAAAGAACGAGCAAAAUCAAUGGCAUUUUUAAGAGAAUUAGCAACAAUUGCACCUAGAAUACUCACAAUUAUCCUCAAAUACAUCCCGGUUGGAUCUCCAACGUAUCCUGAGCUUUCUUCGAACAUUUACGCAGCAUAUUCCAAGUUUCCUGAUGAUAUAAACUUGGCCUGUGCAUGCGUUGAUAUCAAUUUGGCUCGAAAUGAAGCGAAUAAGUGUCUAAAUUUUGUUCCCCUCCUUUUGUCAUCGAUGUGGCGUGAUCCCGAAGCCUGUAUUGCCCUUGCCAGAAUCAACAUUGCCCAGAACAGAGCUGAUGAUGCCAUUUUUUUCCUAAAUGCCGCAUGUUAUUCUCGAGAACCGGCUUGGAUGUCUCCAAUUAUUAAUCUCCCGGUUUAUCAGACUACAAAAUCAAAGAAAUUUGCAAAAUCGGAUAUUUCCCCUCAGGAACAACUUUUGUGCGUGAGUCACUUUUGUGGUCCCGCUUUCAAUUUCUAUCGUUGUCUCUCUGAAUUGGCCAAUGAUGUUGGAAUCAUCAAAUUACAGACAAUGAUGAAAUACAAGAGCUUCACUGCAAAGACAGUGAUCCCCAAGAACCCUGAGCUCGAUGUUUUCGCAGAAAAUCCGCCUCAAUCUGUUUCUCAUUUUGAUUUUGAUUUAAGGGACGAGAAUCUCUUUGACCCAGGCAUUUCAUCUUCAUCGGUGCCACCUGCUCUUAUAUCUACGCUACCUACAUCAGCGAAAUUGAUCAGUGCCGCUGAAUAUGUUUUCAAAGAUAUACAAUUGUGCGACAGCCUCAAGCGCUCACCACAAUUUCCUACUUCUCUCGAUGCAGUGAGAUUAGCUCUCUCUGGAAUCAGAGUUGGAGAUAUGGAAGCCGUUGAAGUUGCCCUCAAAUAUAUAAAAGGAGUUUCUCCUUUCGCAGAUUUACUCAGAAUGCGAAUGGUUUGCGAAACUAAGUGGACUUCGUUGUCUUCCUUGUUCCAUGAGCCUCCAAAAGGCUCAACUCUCAAUGAAGUCAAUGCUGCAACGUUCGCAAAAACUCUCUCAAUUGGUUUAGAGUCGUUCAUCAUUUGA